Molecule: messenger RNA, 946 nt
Organism: Merops nubicus (carmine bee-eater)
Lineage: Eukaryota; Metazoa; Chordata; Aves; Coraciiformes; Meropidae
Gene: SNRNP40
Product: small nuclear ribonucleoprotein 40kDa (U5)
Exons: 9
Cellular component (GO): catalytic step 2 spliceosome
Molecular function (GO): RNA binding; protein binding
Source: RefSeq, a predicted model, not a curated record
GGCCCCCCGCGCUGCUCGGCGCUGCAGGCGCCCAUCAUGCUGCUCUCGGGGCACGAGGGGGAGGUGUACUGCUGCAAGUUCCACCCCGGGGGCAGCACCCUGGCCUCUGCUGGCUUCGACAGGCUCAUCUUGCUGUGGAACGUCUAUGGGGACUGUGAGAACUUUGCCACGCUGAAGGGGCACAGUGGGGCCGUGAUGGAGCUGCACUACAACACUGAUGGCAGCAUGCUCUUCUCUGCCUCCACGGACAAAACCGUGGCUGUGUGGGACAGUGAGACUGGGGAGAGGGUGAAGAGGCUGAAGGGCCACACGUCCUUUGUCAACUCCUGCUACCCUGCCAGGAGGGGCCCCCAGCUGGUCUGCACGGGCAGCGACGACGGGACAGUCAAGCUGUGGGAUAUCAGGAAGAAAGCUGCUGUCCAGACCUUUCAGAACACCUACCAGGUCCUGGCUGUGACUUUCAAUGACACCAGUGAUCAGAUCAUCUCUGGAGGCAUCGACAACGACAUCAAGGUGUGGGACCUUCGCCAGAACAAGCUGACCUACAGCAUGAGGGGACACGCGGACUCGGUGACGGGGCUCAGCCUCAGCUCAGAGGGCUCCUACCUGCUCUCCAACGCCAUGGACAACACGGUUCGCAUCUGGGACGUGCGGCCCUUCGCCCCCAAGGAGAGAUGUGUGAAGGUCUUCCAGGGCAACGUCCACAACUUUGAGAAGAACCUUCUGAGGUGCUCUUGGUCCCCUGAUGGGAGUAAAAUCGCCGGGGGAUCUGCUGACAGGUUUGUCUACGUGUGGGACACCACGUCCAGGAGGAUCCUGUACAAGCUGCCAGGCCACGCAGGGUCUGUGAAUGAACUGGCUUUCCACCCUGAGGAACCCAUCAUACUCUCUGCAUCCAGUGACAAGAGGCUCUACAUGGGGGAGAUCCAGUGAGGCCCAGGAGCAG